AAACCCUAAAGCUCCAUGGAUUCUUCUUCUUCUUCAUCUCAGCAAAACCAAUAUCCUUCUUAUCCUGCAUCCCAACAACAAUCCUACAACCCAUCUCGUUUUCAAGCCUAUGAUCGUCAAUCAUAUUACUCCAAUUAUCAAGACCCACAUCAACAACAACAGCCGCAGAUAUAUCAUCAUCAACAACAGCAGCAGCAGCCGCAACAUCAUCAUCAACAACCCCAACAACAAUAUUCAUCGUAUUACCCUCCCAAUUAUUCAAAUUCAUAUCCACCACAACACCCACAAGCCCAUCAACAAUGGAAUCAUCAAGAACCCCCAAUUCAUCCGCCAGGGGUUUCAAUUCAACCCUUUUCGGCAUCACAUGGGCAACCGCACUUUCAGUUACCGAAUCAGCAGAAUGGUUAUCACUUGCCCCAAAGGACAGACGGGAUUGGGCUAGGGAUGAAUCCUGUGGCAGCGUUGGCACAGUUGAACCAGUUAGCUGGUUCCGUGGGUGCAGCGGCAAGGCUGACUGCCACGGGUGGAUUGCACGGCCAGAGUUGGUACCCCCAGGCUCAAGGGUUCGGACCCGUGAUUGGAGGACCGGGUGCCUAUUCGGGUCCGGGUCUGGGAUCUGGUGCAUUUCCUGGAAAUGGGGCGGGGCCAUCUGGAUUGCAUUCUCAUGUUGGUCAAUCAUUAGAUAAGGGUGGUGGUAGAAGGAUGGGUGGUGAUAGAAGGAGGGGUGGUGGUCAGAGCAAAGGUGGUGAUAGAAGGAGGGGUGAUGGUCAGAGCAAAGGUGGUGAUAGAAGGAGGGGUGAUGGUCAGAGCAAAGGUGGUGAUAGAAGGAGGGGUGAUGGUCAGAGUAAAGGUGGUGAUAGGAGGGGGGAUAAAGUUAGCAAUUCUGCUGGAGUUGGUAGGUGUGACCUGUGCAAUGUUGAUUGCGGUUGUUUGGGCAUCCUUAAGAUGCACUUGAAUGGAAAGCGGCACAAAAGGAACUUGGAAAAAUUGGAAGCAAAUGAAAACAGAACUGUUAGUGAUGUCGAGAAUGUGCAGAAACCUUCUGGUGAUUUAGAACCAGGAACAGCCACGAAGCCUGAUAACUUGCUUGUGGAAGAAGAGACUAAGCAGAAUGUACCACAAAAUAUUCCUUUAACAGCCAUGAAGCCUGAUGACUUGCUUGCUGAAGAAGAGACAAAGCAGAAUCCACCACAACAUAUUCCUUUAACAGACAUGAAGCCUGAUAACUUGCUUGUGGAAGAAGAGACUCAGCAGAAUCCACCACAAAAUAUUCCUUUAACAGCCAUGAAGCCUGAUGACUUGCUUGCUGAAGAAGAGACAAAGCAGAAUCCACCACAAAAUAUUCCUUUAACAGACAUGAAGCCUGAUAACUUGCUUGUGGAAGAAGAGACUCAGCAGAAUCCACGACAAAAUAUUCCUUUAGAUACUUCAUCUUCUGAAAAUAAAUUAGUAACUGAACAGAAAAUCAAUAAUGCACAACAAGCUGAUCCACCUAAAGAUGCAAAUCGAGAUUCACCGGAAAAGAAACCUAUGAUGAAUCAAUCUGGAAAUCAGAGGUCCAGUGUGAAACGUAAGACAUUAGUUGGUGGAAGGAAGAAAAAUAAAGCUUCUAAAGCAAGGAGGCUGGCGAUUGAACCUUCCAAUUCUAAUGUUGCAAUUCCUUUGAUGUGUGACCUGUGUAAUGUGCAAUGUGAUACACGGGAGAUUCUGAGACAACAUCUUUUGGGUAGACAGCACAAGUCAGCGCUCAAGUGUGUUGAAGGUCACCACCCUAUAUAUGGACAAGCAGGACUUCAAGCAAUUUAUCCGCCUAAUCCCAUCACAAAUUCCCUACACCAUUCACAGGGUGCUCAACAAGUUUUGAAUGGUGCUCAAGCUUCAGAUCCCAUUGCUGGUGCUUCUCUUCUUCCUCAAAAUGAAAAUGCUGUGCCUUCUGCGACAGGAGUCAGUUUGAAUUGAUAUGGAAGAAAGGUAACAACUAUACCUGCAAUGCGCAGAGAAAUGACGCCCAAUCUGUGAAUAAUCUGGGUGACUACUACAUCUGAUCAUGUAAUUGCAGGUUAGCAGCAGGUGACGACGGUCCAUUUGCAGUUGAUGUUGUUGGCUUCCUACUUUAAAAAAUCCACCUCUGAUCAGAUGGUGAAAAUUACAUAUAUGACUCACUGUUAGGCGCGAGCUUUGGCUUGUUUUCUUCUCCCCCUUUCACACACGGGGAUAGUUCAGAAAGUUACAAUUGUUAAGCCAGCUGGUAAUUUUACUCAAACAAGUUCAGAAGUAAUUUUACUCAAGUCUGAGAACGUAGUAGUUACUGUUACUGUUAUUGUCUGCCUCCUUGGUAGUGAAAAUGCUUAGAGAAGAAUUAAGGUGUAGUUUGAUGUUUAGAUUUCAUUUAGCUGUUAUAAACAAAAAAAAAAUAGUUUAAUAUUUUUAUCUACCAAGAAGAAGGAAUGUAUUUGUUAACCAAUUUAACCAAAACAAAAUAAAAAGGCAAACACCGGUAGUUUUUCUUGUGAAGUUAUGACUGUAAUUGACAUAUGCCAUUUAAAUAUAGUUUUUUCUUUUAG
This is a messenger RNA of Solanum verrucosum, 2564 nucleotides long. RefSeq lists its product as uncharacterized. The record is from RefSeq and is a predicted model, not a curated record. Bases 16 to 1959 code for a protein of 647 amino acids. The transcript is spliced from 3 exons. Lineage: Eukaryota; Viridiplantae; Streptophyta; Magnoliopsida; Solanales; Solanaceae. Gene Ontology annotation, molecular function: zinc ion binding; nucleic acid binding.